AGUGGUGUGAUCCUAGCAAGAGUAUCAGCACGUGGUCUAAUCGAGACGGUGUCGCGUGUAGUGAUGGUAAUCUAUGUACACGCACAGACACGUGUCAAAGCGGCCAGUGCACAGCUACACCUUUCAACUGCAACUCAGAUUGUCAGUACUGUAAUGGUAACAGUUGCAGUCUGAAAACUGGAUUUGGCUUUGCGAACAGUACCUGCAAGUGUAAGAUAGCAGGCCGGGACUAUAGUCAUCAAGCAGUAAAUCCUUCAAAUCAGUGUCAGUGGUGUGACUUGCACGACACAGCAGCUCGUGCCAAAAGUGCCUGGAGUAAUCGCCCAGCAGUCUCUUGUGAUGAUGGCAAAGACUGCACAAAACAAGACAUCUGUAACUCUGGCAAGUGCAUUGGACAAGAUUACUCUUGCCAAGCUUCUUAUCCCUCUACAAGCUGUAUUCAAACCUCGCAGUGUGUUGGUGACGGAUCUUGCCGCGCGAUCAUGAGGCCAAGUGGAACAAUCUGCCGCCCGGCUUUGGACGCCUGUGAUCGACCUGAACGGUGCGACGGAAGUCUUGGAUUAUGCCCUGGUGCUGAGAUAGAUAGUAUCACAUUAACAACCGGCACUAUAAAACUUAGCGACCAAGCCUUUCAAUCAGACAUUCACUUUCAGUACCAUACAGAUAAACUUUACCUUCAGAUGACAGGAUUUUCCAUCUCAUGUGGCCGAUUGACACUUCAAUGGUUUAUUUUACCAGCAUCCUCUGCCUGCAGUAACGCGUCUAGUGUGAUUGGGACGUUUCCUAAUAACAACGUUCAACAAGCUCUAUCAGGACUAAAUCUUCAAGAUAACAGCAAAUACAAAGUUGCAAUACAAGCGUCUGAUAUAAGAAAUAACAUUCCACAACUUGUCUGUAGCGGCAAGGUCACGAUUGACACAUCGACACCUAAACGUGGGUGGAUCCAUGAUGGCCACAGAGCAGACCUAAGCUACCAAACCUCCAAGUUCUUGCAAGUAAACUGGGGAGGAUUUCAAACUAGACAUGGUGUCGCCAAGUAUGAGUGGAAAGCUCUCCUAACAUCUUUUAACAGUAAUCAAACAACCGAGCUUACAUCAUUCACCAACGCAAAUUUAAAUACCAACGGAAGCAAGACCCUCAGUAGCGUCACAGACGGCUCAAAGGUGACAUUCGUUGUUCGCGCAUUCACAAAAGCGGGCUUGUUUACUGACCUCACCAGCGAUGGAGUUGUCAUCGAUACUUCCUCACCUGUAGCUGGCACAAUCUAUGAUGGAAGUCAACCUGGUGUAGAUCUCAAGUACGCCAAAUGGACGACAACGUACGCCGCAAACUGGGACCACUUUAUAGAUCCUCAUUCCCCUCUUUCAGGAUAUGCUUUGGCGAUACAGCGGCUAGGAGCUGGUUUAGUCACAUCAUUCAAGACGACAGCCAUGAACUGCUCUUCCACCGCAACAAACCUGAACCUUGUUUCGCAAGAAAGCUACUGCGCGGUCGUUAGAGGCUACAACAAAGCUGGUCUGUACACUCAAGUCCAAUCAGACUGUGUGUUGAUAGACCAUGAUGCUCCACAAGGCGGUGUUGUUAAUGAUGGCCACUUAAGUGAUAUAGACUACCAAUCAGACAAUACAAUGAUAGCAGCAAACUGGAAUGGUUUUGUGGACGGUAACAAAGGGAGUGGAAUCGUAGAUUACAAUUAUAGAGUGACAGAUAGCAGUGGACUUAUUGUUGUUUCUUGGACGUCAGCAGGAAAAGCGACAAACAUCACACAUACCGGACUGACGUUAGGAAACAACACAAAGUAUUUCGUGACUGUUAGAGCGAUCGACGCAGUUGGUUUCACCACUGACGUCACUACUAAUGGCGUUACCGUGGAUACGACUCAUCCUAUAUUUACUGGUCAAGUUAAAGUAACUGGAGAAGACGACCUCAUAAAUGGAACACAAUUCGUAUACGUGCCGAGUGUAUCGUCCUUAUCAGUUGGCUGGGUCGGUUUCUCUGAUACCCAUAGUGGUCUCAAGCGCUACGACUGGGCUGUUGUACCUUCGGGCACGUCACCAUCAAAUUCAGACUUUAAAGCAAUACCAGGAUCUAAUCUGCCGACUUCUGCAACAUUUAAAAAUCUUACAUUGUUCCAAGGAAAGGCAUAUCAAGUAAUAAUAAGAGCCUACAAUAGAGCUUUCUUGUAUAAAGAUGCUCAUUCAGUCACUCUCAUACCCGAUGCCACACCUCCGUCCCAAGGAAAUGUUUACGAUGGGCCAAAACCUGAAGUAGAUAUCAAAUAUCAGGCAGACGUGAGGCAUGUUUACGGUUCCUGGACAAAGUUCCCAGAACCUCAUACUGAAGUCAAGCAGUACUAUUUUGCCGUCGGAAGCUGUACCCCUGGUAACUAUCAUGUAACAGGAAAUACAUUCAUAAAGGUUGUACCUCCAAAGGCUACUUCAUUUAUGCUGAGUAAUAUUACACUGGUUAAUGGUCAGAAAUACUGUAUCAAGAUCAAAGCUGAAAACAGAGCUGGAUUGACAAGCUCCGAAGUGUCUUCGGAUGGCUUCGUUUCUGACGAGACUCCCCCAAGCUUAAGCUUACGAACUGCGCAAGUGCAUGACGGAAGUUCAGGCUCAGACAUCGACUAUCAAGAAAAUACCACGGCACUGUCAGCAGAAUGGGAUGGUUUUGAGGACCACGAGUCUGGAAUCCAGUAUUAUGAGUAUGGUGUGAGCAGAAAUCGUGGAGUUAUUGCAGAUGUGUACCCGUUUCAGAAGGCAGAGCGAAAUAACUCAGCUACCGUCUGCGGUCUUUCCCUGGCUAACGAUGUAUAUUACUUUACUGUUUGCGCUGUUAACUAUGCUGGACUGCGCAACUGUAUGAGCUCUGACGGAGUGCUGAUCGAUUUUAGCCCUCCAAGCCAUGGUGUGGUGCACGAUGGAGUCAUUGAACCAGAUCUUAAGUAUCAAUCUUCUCUAUCAGAUAUGGCUGCAAACUGGGAAGGAGUCUGGGACUUGGAAAGUGGAAUUGAAAAAUUUGAGUGGAGUAUUGGUACAAGUGGAAAUGACAAAAGCAGUGUUCAAGAUUACACGGAUGUUGGUCUUUCGACACAUGUCAGAAGUCAAAGAGCCCUUUCUUUACUGAGUGGAACAAAAUACUAUGUGCAUUUAAAAGUGACAAAUCAGGCUGGUGCUGUCAGGGAACUGGUUUCGGAUGGUGUCAUUGCAGAUGCAACUCCACCAAUACCGAGUACAAUUCUUCCAGGCUAAGGAUCACAGGCUGGGUGGAGGUACUACGAACAAGACAACACUUUCUAUUCGGCUUCUGAAUCUAACAUUGCAGUUUACUGGAACAGCUUCUCCGAGCCCGAAAGUGAACUUUGGUACUACAAGUGGGCCAUAGGUACAAGUAAAUGUGGAACUCAAGUUCAACCAUUCAUCAACAUUGGCUGGUCAGAGUACGCUAACACCACGAUGACAAAUAUGGUAUUUGCACCUGGUGUGAAGUAUUAUGUCACUGUAACAUGUCGAAACCGAGCUGGUCUCGUCUCACGUUCAUGCUCGGAUGCAAUGGUCUUUGAUAGCACACCACCAAGUCUGGGAGAAAUAAAAGUUGGACCAUCAUUAGGUCGAAACUUAAGAAGAACGUUUGUCAGCAACAGCAAUAUCACUGUCUCCUGGGACGAGUUUAGAGAUUUGGAGAGUGGCAUGAAUUACUGCAACGUCUCCGUUAGGGACAAAGUGGAACAACUUCGCUUUGUGAAUAGCAGCAAAGCAUCCUCGGGUAAUAUCUCGCUCUAUUCCGCUGUCCUUCUUCACGGGGAUAGUUACAAUGUAAGUGUACUUUGCAUAAACAAUGCAGGUCUCGGAGCUUUAUUAAGUGUCAUUUUCACCAUCGAUAACACGCCACCAAUUCAGACGGGUCAAAUUACAGCUGGGGUAUCACGCAAUCAGUCUUUCCAGUAUCAGUCGAACACAGAAUCCAUCACUGCCACAUGGCCUUCGUUUGCUGAGAAUGAAAGCUCUGUCCAGAAUUAUCGUUUUGCGAUCGGUACUCAGCCUUACCAAGACGAUGUUGUUAGCUUUGAGAAUGUGCAGCUCGCAACACAGGUAACCAAGAAUGACCUCAGUCUUACCCAUGGAAAAAUAUAUUACAUAACAGUUGUAGCAACAAAUCUAGCGGGUUUAAGUACAACAAUUUCUUCGCUUGGACUCGUCAUAGACACAACUCCACCAUUAGCUGUUGACAAUGACGUCCACGAUGGCCCAAAUGGGGAUGACAUGGACUACUUUUCACCAAAGAUGACUAUUGAAGCCCAUUGGAAGGACAUAAGAGAUCCAGAAAGCGGUAUAAGGAACAUCGAAUACUGUUUAGGAACCCAACCUCGAGGUUGUCAAAUAAAAGCAAUGACAAAUGUUGGAACCAACUUGUCAAUUGCGUGUCCAACCUGUCGUAUUACCGCGGGAGAGAGAGUGUAUGUAACGGUACAAGUGACAAAUAGAGCUGGUAUUUCUGUUACUCGCAGCUCUAAUGGAAUGCUUUUAGAUGUAAGCCCGCCGCUAAUGGGCGAUGUCAUCGACGGAAACAAUGUGCUAGGAGUGGAUUAUAACGUUGUACUCGAGCAUUGGAACGUCUCUAUGACUUGGUUCGGCGUCGAAGAUACCGAAAGUGGCGUACAAUCAUGUAUGUGGAUUAUCGAGGGCAAAGAUAAGGGCAAAAUCCUUCAAGUCGAUAUUACAAAUAGGUCAACCUAUGCAAAGAGAAAUGCAUAUUCGAAUUCUCAGAAAUACGCUGACCUUAACCUCCUCGAAAACACGACCUACUUCAAUGUACUGUCAUGUUGGAAUAACGCAAGAAUGAUUAAUACUGCUAAAUCCAAUGGUUUUCGAGUGAGGUCUAUCUGGCCCAUACCGAAAGUUGUUAGAGACGGAAUUAUAAAACUUGUUGACGUCGACUAUCUUACUAGUGCAAAGAACGUUGGUGCCAACUGGGAUCCUUUUAUGGACGAUGUCUUAGAUCCAGUCGUUGACUAUGCCUGGGGUAUAGGAACAACUCCUGGUAAAGAUGAUAUUUUGCGUUUCACUAGUAUUGGGCUGAGGACGAGCGUACGAAAAGACUUGGACGGCAUGGUACCAGGUCUUGAAGUCUUAACUUUAGGUCAGAAGUAUUACAAUACCAUUAAAGCCACCUCCUCAAGGGGACUCAGCAGUAUAGGCACGUCCGAUGGCUUUACAGUAGACUCCACUUCCCCACGGAUAACAAAGGUCACCACAAACCACAGAGUCACGGACCAGGAACAAAAGACUGUUGAAAUACACGUUACGUGGAGUCAGGCUGGAGACGAUGAGAGCGGCAUACAAAGCAGCGCAUACUGUUUAGGAAAAUCACCUCUUACUUGUGUAGGAGAUUCAAUACCAGCAUAUUCCUCCACUUCAGGUGUAAUCGGCCCCUUUACACCUCAAUCUCGCGCUGCAUAUUACGCGACUUUGAUUGUUGUAAACAGAGCUGGCUUAACGUCUGUUUUGUCAUCUGAUAAGCUGAUAUUUGACACAACAGCCCCAUCCAAAGGAGUUGUCAUAGACGGAAUUGGCCAGGAUAUCGACUUUACAGAUUCGACUAAUACACUAUCAUUUCAGUGGGAGGGAUUUAAAGAUGAAGAAUCAGGUGUUGCUGGCUGCACUUGGGCACUGAUCGAGCAAUCUGUUUCACGAAACAGUUCCUCUUUUGGAAAUGACACAGUUGUCGUGCGGAAAGUUGUAGAGAGCAAUGGAAACCUCACUGAAGGAAGUCUCAGUCUUAUUCCUGGCGCUCGAUACAUCAGUCGAGUAACCUGUACAAAUGGUGAUGGCUUCAGUAGCACCUCAUCGUCUGAUGGUGUUAUUGUAGACGUUACCGCGCCAGCUGCUAGUCUAGUUCGCGACGGAUUAUCUCUCUCCUUUGAUGUUCAGUUUCAGUACUCAACAUCAGCGGUAGCAGCAAUAUGGGAACCAUUCAACGACCACGAGAGUGGUAUAGCAAGUUACCGCUGGGGCCUUGGUACCAGCCCUGAUAAUGUUGACGUCAUAGAUUUUACGGAUGUUGGCAUGAUGACUUCAGCAGAGGCCGGGAAUCUUACCCUCACACACGGAGUACGGUAUUACAUUACAGUGGAAGCCACGAAUGGUGCUGGAAUGACGUCACAUGGAUGGUCUGAUGGCUUCAUCGUUGACACUUCGUCACCAGAGUUGACAGAGCUUUCCCGUGGUUCUACUUUGUGGCUUGGACCCGAAGAAAAACCUCAGGCAUCUUGGAAAUCAUUUGAUUUCGAGAGUGGCAUAUCGAAAACAGCAUUCUGCGUUGGAACAGUCCCCAAUGGCUGCCAGGUGAAAUCCAUGACUCAUAUAGCUUAUAAUGCGACAGAAAUCACUUGCCAUGACUGUGACUUAAGACACCAAGAGACCUAUUACAUCACCAUACAGGUACAGAACCACGCAGGGCUCUUUGCAUUGGCAACAACGAACGAAAUGAAAGCAGACUUCACUUCGCCGUCUGUCGGCAAAGUGCUGCCGGUCGCUGAUGUCAUAUCAUGUGUACAAAACUGUUCUCUGGUCUCAAAGGUCAUGUUCUUUCAGGAUGACGAAAGUGGUGUGAAAUCAUGCAGUUACGCUAUUCGA
Molecule: messenger RNA, 6635 nt
Organism: Stylophora pistillata
Lineage: Eukaryota; Metazoa; Cnidaria; Anthozoa; Scleractinia; Pocilloporidae
Molecular function (GO): calcium ion binding; protein binding
Source: RefSeq, a predicted model, not a curated record